AUGAAGGAGGAAACAGGAUCUUUUAAAAAACGACACCAGAUGAAGUUAAUAGAUACAAAUGGAAAAUUAAUCAUUGACAAACAAAAUAUUAAAAACAAAUGGCAAUCAUAUCUGGAAACAGUUUUUCAAGACCAAAGGCCAGAAAUUAGUUACCCAACUCUAAAAUUAAUCACAGGUCCAGAUAUUGAAGCACAAGGUCUUGGAGACAGCAAUCGAACAACUAAAAAUUAAGAAGGCAGUGUGAUCAGAUAACACCGAGACUAGGUUUUUAAAACUAUUAGACAGAGAUAGAAUAACCUGGAUCAUAAACAUUUUUAACAAUGUUUACAAUUCAGGAACUAUUCCGGAAAAGCUUCUACAGUCGGAAUUUAUAGUACUGCUCAAAAAUCUUGGAGCCAAAGGGUGUGAAAAACAUAAUAUAGGACUAUAAGCUUAAUAAGUCACCUGCUAAAGCUAUUGUUUAAGGUUUUCUGUAAAAGAAUUUAUUUAUAAAAAAAAUGCGGAGAAUAGUUAUCAAAUAACCAAUUCAAAUUUAUAAACGCAGUUGGCACCAGAGAUGCAUUUUUUGAUGUUUAGGUUCAAAUUCAAAGAUGUAGAAACGUUAUUAAUAAUGUGUAUGCAUAUCUUGAUUACGAAAAGGGUUUUGAUCUUAUUUGACAUCAAAAGAUGAUGAAGCUGCUGAAUUAGAUGACAAAGAUCUCAGAAUAAUUUCUAAUUUAUUUUGGAAUCAAACAGUGUGCAUGAAACUAGAUGAGGAGGAAACAGAGCUAGUGAACAUAUCACAAGGAGUCAGACAAGGUUGCAUCCUCUCGCUAUUAAUAUUCAAUAUGUACUCGGAAAGAAUUUUUAACAAUGCCCUCAACGAAGAAUAA
Molecule: messenger RNA, 872 nt
Organism: Cinara cedri
Lineage: Eukaryota; Metazoa; Arthropoda; Insecta; Hemiptera; Aphididae
Source: the annotation of a GenBank genome assembly